AUUAAACCCUACUCUUUCUUUGGAAUGUGAACCAUAAAUUUAACUAAAAGUGCCCGCCGGCCUGGAAUAAUAUACGUACGACUCUCUAAACCUAACGCGAGUUCAACGAUCGGCCUCUUCGAUCUUCAACUUCAACUUCCGGCGUCUUCGAUCGGCAGUCUGGUAAUACGCAUAUUUUGGAAUGAAGACAGGUGCAACAAUUGAAGAGAGAGAAGGUGAAAGUAUGAAGGUCGAUCGCCCAAGCACUCUGUAUGUUUUAUCCCCAAAGCAUCUUUUCGUGAUAAAUAUAUUAGGAAGUAGCAUUGGAUCUUGUUCGGUGAAGAAGCUACGAAAUCCCUUUGCGGGUAUGAUUGAACUGGAGUCCAGGAUUUUGUUGGUGGGCGGUAAAGCGCCCCAUGUUCCUGACUAUCUCUAUUAUUCUCCAUCCUAUAAUAUCGCUCGCAAGGAAAUCUUUGAGGUGAAACAAGGUUCCUGGUCCAUAGUUCCUUCUAAAAUCAUGCCAAGUAUGAACGAGGGGAAGAAACACCCAAUUGUCCAGAAGUUUGGAACCAAGGUAUUUGUGCUGCACAUGGGCUCUCGUUUCGUUUACGAGAGUGGGAGAUAUUCAACUAAAGUUUUUGAACUUUUUGAUUUCGCUUGUCCAGAGAAGGGUUGGGUUGUGAAAUCAGUACCCUUUUUUGAUGGUUCCCCUUCGGGAUGGUACCGGGUGGUUGACUUCUUACGAAUAGGGGAGAAACUCUACUUGCUCAUCGCUCUUGACUACUGUGGGGAAUGUUCUUAUGUUUUUAAUUUAAAGACAGAGGAAUGGUCGGAGGAUGACCCUUUUUUUUGGAGGAUGGGUUGUCCUCCUAUUGACUUAGGCUUACCAGUGGGUGCUGUCUCGGCUCCUGGUUUGGAUGAUGAAACGUAUGUCGUUUUUGGAUUCUUUGACUACUUUCUAAGAUUUGGAGCUGCACUUUUCACGGAAGGAAAAGGAUGCUCCUGUUAUCAAAAAGUGGACGGCAUCUUCAACUUGGAAGGAUUGAGAAGGAAACGUAUGGCCUGCCAAUUUGUUGAGAUGGGGAACGGUGACUACUUGGGGCUGCUCACAGCUCAAGACGAAAAAACAUUUCACCAAUAUCUUCUUGUAUCAAUCUUUUCACUUGAGGUACUGGCUGCUCAAGUGCCACCCAACCCAUCUCUGGAUAAGCCUAUCGAAACGACAUUCUUAAGUGUUAACCGCAAGAACCAACAUAAGUUCAAUAUUCGUGGGGCUCCUUUCAGUUAUUUUGCCGGAGCUGUAUGUCUUUAGGUAUUGUUUGCAUCUCAGUUUCCCUACGUCUGCGAUCUUCGUGCUGGUAUAGAAAUCACUGUUUUGUCAUAAGUCGGAUCAGAUCAGGCUUCAAAAACCAUUUUUCCUACACUUUCUGAAUCUGUCUUGAUCUGUUUUUGUGUUGUUUGUCUCCAUUUCUUAUUUACCCAUUAUGUUUGUUCUUUGUUUUUCCAUUUGGACUUUUUUUCCUAUGUGAAAAUAUAGUUCCCUAGGACAGAAGUUUAGAAAGUAGCAUUCUUGAAUAAAAGAACCUAUUUGAGAUGCCAAAGCAUUUAGUUAGCAAUCUCUAUGAAAGCUAUUUCUUGUGAUCUUUAAUUUAGAGCAAGGUGCUCCAUGCAUGUUGAUAUUGGUGACAUGACAUCAACUUAUAAAGAAAUAAUCUUAAUAACGUGUAGGAGGAAUGUUUGCUGGCUUGAAAAAUCAAUUGAUUAUAUUUCAUUGGUGGUCUGUAGUUCUUGUUUCCCCUUCAUGAGUUUUAUGUUUGGUUAAAAGAUGCAUUGAAAUGUGUACGUGAGUGAGCUAUGUGAUGCAGUUGCAGGAGUUUUUUAGCUUCAAUUGAAUCGGUUUAUUGUCAUUCCUAUUGUUUCAUUUCUUAGCGUAACCUUCAAGAGGCCAGAGUGCAAGAGCUAAGGCAUUUUGCCAUUUUCUGUUGGAGGUGGUGUAAAAGAAAUCAUAUAAUCUACUUCGUAUCAUUUAAUUCUCAUUAAUCCUAGCCUGGGAGCGAUUCGAUUCCUAGUCAAAAUAGAUGAAACCAUUUGAAAAUAUCAAAGUUUAAUAAUGGUUCAGUUCUUAUAAAUUAUUUAUAGAACUGAUAAGAAACCAAC
Cuscuta epithymum is the source of this 2136-nucleotide messenger RNA. The record is from the annotation of a GenBank genome assembly. Lineage: Eukaryota; Viridiplantae; Streptophyta; Magnoliopsida; Solanales; Convolvulaceae.